GACAGCACAGGGGAGGAGAGAGCUGAGUGCAAAGAGCACUAGUGUCCAGAGCCAGAGGAGACCCAGGAGCACGAGGAGCAACCCAACCGAAGCACGCCGCUGGAGGAGGACGAGAGGAGGCAAUUUUAAAUGGACUCUUGACAAGACCACAAGAGAAUCAGGUCUUUUGGGUUGUUACCAUGAAUGCAACAGUAGGAAGUCCAACUAUGGAGGAGAAGAUGGACAUGGCCUUGCUUAGCAACAUUCUGGCAGCAUACACCUUUGUAGCAGAGCAGCCUGAGAGGACAGCGCUGGUGUUUUUGGGCGGAGUUUGUGCAGGGCUCCUGCUCACUCUUUGUGCCAUAGUCUUCCAGAUUCACUGCAGAGCGGACUGUCACUAUGGCAAUAACCCUCCUAAGAAGAGACAUAAGUGCAGGCAUCCUCGACGCCUCCCCGGCUGUCCACUCCAUCAGCACCCUGACAGUAACAUGCACAACAGUGUGGUCCCAUAUGGGACAAGGCCCACAGGGGACAGCGAAUCAGGGGACUGGGAUGAAUCAUGUGACGUGUCUGCACAGCGACGCAGGCGCUUUGAAAGGACUUUACUGAAUGCUACCAUGUUUACAUCAGCAGAGGAGCUGGACCGAGCACAGAGACUGGAGGAGCGGGAGCGAGUUCUCAGGGAAAUCUGGAUGAAUGGACAGCCGGACAUCAGAACUGUCACUCAGAGCCUCAACAGAUAUUAUUAACAUACUCUUUAUCUCCAGUAA
Messenger RNA from Boleophthalmus pectinirostris (great blue-spotted mudskipper), 749 nucleotides. RefSeq names its product protein eva-1 homolog A-like. The record is from RefSeq and is a predicted model, not a curated record. Bases 180 to 728 code for a protein of 182 amino acids. The transcript is spliced from 4 exons. Lineage: Eukaryota; Metazoa; Chordata; Actinopteri; Gobiiformes; Gobiidae.